Messenger RNA from Wasmannia auropunctata (little fire ant), 1940 nucleotides. RefSeq lists its product as uncharacterized. Gene Ontology annotation, cellular component: membrane. Gene Ontology annotation, molecular function: proton channel activity. Gene Ontology annotation, biological process: proton transmembrane transport. The annotation marks the transcript as partial. Lineage: Eukaryota; Metazoa; Arthropoda; Insecta; Hymenoptera; Formicidae. The transcript is spliced from 7 exons. The record is from RefSeq and is a predicted model, not a curated record.
CGAGUAAUGAGCAGCACGACAAGGACAGCCUGAACGAGACCGGAAGUACAACGGGUGGCACCGUGGAGGGCGCGCCGGGUGGUGGCGGCCCCAGCAGGGGGGGUGACAGGACCAAGGAGGACCACGCGCAGGCAUCCACCUCGGCGCCACCGGCGAGAUCCUUGGUCUCCAGAAUCCUGGCGAGGACACGGUCGCCCGAGGAUCUGCUGGAUCAUUCGGAACCCUACUCGCAAUUAUGGGUGGUACUCUCCAACGUGUACGGCGAGCUGAUCGUCGUGUUAACGUUGGCAGUGUGCUUGGCCGAGGUCAUGGACACGCCUGUGCCUCUGCUCAGCUUGCAGGGCAUAUUUCUCAUGUACCUCUACGUGGGCAGCAUCGCCGUCAUCAUCGCCAUCUACAUAUGGGUGCUGGUUGACAGCUGCAGCAGCUUAAGCCGCAGUGGUAACGGGCUCGGGGACGCGGAACUCGGUAGCGCGUCGCUCACCAGAUUCGGAUCAUUAAAGCGGGCGCAUAUCUCCCGGGCCAGGACGGCGCCGACCAGUUUUUACAUACGAGUCGGCGCGCUCUUGUUUGGCUUGGCGACGCUGGUCUUCAACGGUCUGGAGAUGGCGAUGCACUCGAUGAUGCAGGGUGCCGAGUGCUUGACCGACGUCGUCUUCGUGCAUCCGGUGCUACACGGCUUGUUCACCUUCUUGCAGAUGCACUUUCUCUUUGUAAACUCGCAGGUGCUUGUAGAGCGCUUCGGUCUUGCAGCCAGAUUCGGCUUCACACAUCUCGCGGCUACCAAUGUCGCGGUCUGGGCGCGUCUGGUGAUUUGGGAUACCGCGCAAGAAUGGACUUACUUUGUACACUUGGCGCAACAUGAGCAACAAACGUCCGUAUCUCCCUUGAGUCUUCGGGGAUUUCCCGGAUCCUUGACGAGGCAAUCGCGAGAUCUUAUAGAUGAUUCGACGGCGAAGGCAGGCAACUUCAAGCCCUAUCAACCCGUUUCGAACGAGCAAAUUUCACAAGUAAUCGCGCUGCAAGAAUGCUUGAAUACUAAUACCUUAGGACAGCUGUGGACUUCAAGCAUGCCCUUCCUAUAUCCCUUUAUUGUACAAUUCAGCUUGAUCGCCGCGGCGGUGACCUUCGUGAUGGGUCAGAACGUCGGGCGGAGUCGAUUGAUGAAACAAAAAUUCCACGGCAGCAAAGACUUAAGUAGUCACACCCGGGUGGGCUGCGACGGUUCUAGCAAGGGUCUCUUUCUGGGUAUUCUCUGCAUGGUAGCCGGUAUCGUGGUGAUCCUCAUCUUCCUCGUCGUGCGAGAGGACGAGAACUUCCCGUCGGCCACCUUAUCGUGGCUCACGUGCGGCACGCUGAUCGGCAUACUGACACUGAGCAGCCUAAUGACAGCCAGUGGGCUCGUGCAGGUGCGCCAGAUUUCGAUAGUGACGCGAGCGCCGGCCGCCCUGGACAGCCUCCUGUCGAACGUGUCGCUCUUCGGGGUGCAACUCUACUCGGUCUUCACCAUCGUGGUGUGCGCCUGUUCGCUGGCCAUGUCGGAUCAGGACGAGACGGAGGACACGCGGGCCAGGCAUAUCAUGCUGCUGUCGAUGUCGGUCCUGCAGCUGGUGCAGUGCUUCGCGCAGAGCACGCUGAUCGCCGAGACGUCGCGACGCUCGUGCAUAACGCGCUUCCAAAUGCUGGCGAAACCCGGCCGCCAAGUGAUCACCUUCCUGCUGUUCAGCAACGCCGUGCUCUGGGCUUUCGACACCGUGAUCACGCAGAACUGGCUUUCGCAGGAGCUGCAGCUCCGGUUCUUCGGCGUGCUCGCCUGGGGCGUGCUGUCCAGGAUCGGGCUGCCCCUUCUAAUUUUCUACAGGUUCCACAGCUGCGUGCUGCUGCUGGAGGCAUGGAACAAGUGCUACAGAACACCACGGGGGGAACAUCCUCUCAACUGA